CUUCUUCUCCAUUGUUCUCUCUAGUUCAAGUUUUUUCUUUCAAAAUCUCUCUGUUAAUAAUAUUAUUUAUUUAUUUUCAAUUGAAUUGUUUCCUUAUCGAAACAAUUCAACAAAAUUAACCAACAGAAGUAACCGAAACGUUUCUGUUUUCAGCCUGGAACGCUUUUUUUUUUGUUAAACACAAAAAUCACUGAGAAUUCUUUAAGCAAGACAAAAACAAAAAAGAUCAAGUCUUUUUAAGGUUCCAACACAUGGGUGAUUCUUGUUUUUCAUUAUUUCCAAACAUGUCAGAUCAAGUGCAUCAUCAUCUGAUUACUUUGUCUGAGAAUUAACAAAAAAAAAGUAUGGGAGAAGAAGAAGAAAAAAGAAACAGAAGCAUUAGUAUUAGUUCAAGUAGCAGCAGCAGUAGAGCAAUGGAGAGUCUGUCUUUAGAAAUCAACAGGUACCCUAAAGAUCUACUACAAAGAUUCACCAUGUCCAACAAUGAUAUGCAGAAGCUAAAACAAGAGGAACAAGAUGAUGAUGCUGAAGAGGAGAUAGAGUUGAAUCUUGGGUUGUCAUUAGGUGGAAGAUUUGGUGUUGAUAAGACAAGUUCACAGAAGCUAACAAGAUCAACUUCAGUAGCUGGCUCAUUGUUUCCUAUGGUUAAAGAGGUUCAGGCUGGGGUUUCAUCUAGUUAUCCGUUGCUUAAGAGGACUUCUUCUUUGCCUACUGAGACUGAGGAGGAGUGGAGGAAGAGGAAGGAAAUGCAGACUUUGAGGAGAUUGGAAGCUAAGAGGAGGAGAAGUGAGAAGCAGAAGAAUUUGAAUGUGGAGGAUGAUAGGAAGGGAUUCAGAGGGAAUUGGGUGGCGCCUACUUGGAAUAGGAAUGUUAAUAGAAGCCAUACUUUGCAGGGAUUAGUGGGAUCACAACAACAGCAGGGCUCUCAAGGCUCUGUUGAGUCUCAAGGAGGUGCUUCUGAUAUAUCAGAAUUGGAGAGUAAGCCUGUUCAAGGAACAAGCAGCGGUGGCGAAGCAAGAAGCCCUGCAAGUACCCAAUCCUUGCAAGAUCGAAGCGCUCAAGAUUUAGUUGGUUCUUCAGGGUCAAAGCCAAACGAAAACAUAUACCGAACGUGCAGUAUGGAAAAUGGAAUGAAGAAGCUUGAUUCUGCGGAAACCAGAGGAGCAAGUUCGAAUUCCGGGGAAGACAUGCCUUGUGUGUUUACAAUAGGAGAUGGUCCGAAUGGAAGAAAAGUAGAUGGCAUUCUGUACAAGUAUGGUAAGGGUGAGGAAGUGCGGAUAAUGUGCGUAUGCCAUGGCAGCUUUCUCUCCCCAGCGGAGUUUGUGAAGCACGCAGGCGGGCGGGAUGUCGAUCACCCUCUUAGGCACAUAGUAGUAAAUACAUCUGCUACUUCGUUUCUGUAAUCAGUAAUCACCCCUUAGAAAAGAAAAAGGGGGAAAUGAAAUAUGAGAGACAAUUGAAGAUAGAUUUUUUUAUUUGUUCGAGUUCUUGGAAAUGGAACUUUAUAUACAUUAUCUAUAUCUCAUGUUCUGUAAGGGAUUUUUACCGCAUCUUUUAGAGAGGCUGUGUUAAAAUGACAAAACUGGCUUAAUGUUUAAACUAGGCUGUACUGAAUAGAAUGCUAAAAUGUAAAUAUUGUUUUUUGUGAA
Mercurialis annua (annual mercury) is the source of this 1649-nucleotide messenger RNA. Its product is annotated as ninja-family protein AFP2-like. The coding region runs from base 345 to 1403 and encodes 352 amino acids. Lineage: Eukaryota; Viridiplantae; Streptophyta; Magnoliopsida; Malpighiales; Euphorbiaceae. The transcript has 2 exons. Gene Ontology annotation, cellular component: nucleus. Gene Ontology annotation, biological process: signal transduction; response to abscisic acid; negative regulation of DNA-templated transcription. The record is from RefSeq and is a predicted model, not a curated record.